Molecule: messenger RNA, 2782 nt
Organism: Closterium sp. NIES-67
Lineage: Eukaryota; Viridiplantae; Streptophyta; Zygnematophyceae; Desmidiales; Closteriaceae
Source: the annotation of a GenBank genome assembly
CCGACAUGCUCCGCUCCGCUCCUCUCCUCUCCUCCCAUCGGUCCGUCCCAGCCGGCCUUGCUCGUUAGUUAGUCCGGCAGCCGUUGCGAUAAAGAAGCUCGUUUCUCUCUGAGACUAUCAAAGGCUCACCUUCAUUCCGCCUGGUACUCCGUUUGGAAUCUUGAGGAGAACUGAGACGUAUUUCGCGAGACAAAACUUCUUCCGCCGUUCUAAUUCUCCAUACGCUUCCAGCUAGUUGAUAGAAAUCGCAUCGCUGUAACUACGAACGAUAGUGCCAGUCACUACGAGUUUUCAUUUACUUCCAAAGUGCCUUUCUGAUAAAAUUAGCGGAUUGUUGUGGAUUUCGACGAACGUCUAGCGGUACUCUCUCAAAAGAAAUAGCAAAGGUUUUCCUUCCGUCUCUCGCGCUCUUAUUUUCACCGAGGCUGACUCUGGAGUCGCAUUUCACCUGAACACCUACAGCGGCAGAGGCACUUAACUCGACAUGGGGAGGCAUGAUGCGGCUCGAGAAUAUGGCGGACGCGGCCAGCGGGUCCUAGCUGCUCUCGCCGUCUUGGCAGUGUCAUUAUUAUCAGGCGUCGCAGCAGCAGCGCCAGGCGAAAGCAAGGGGCUUUAUCUCGUUCAUAUGACCUCCGCGCCGCCGGUCGUCGCAUACGGGGGUGGGAUCGCGGGACUCUCGGCGACAGCGGCGGUGGCGGAGGAUGACGCGCCUUCCCCCGGCCGCACCCCCCAGGGGAGCGCGGGGGGAAUGGGGGGGCGCAAGGGGCGAAGUACGCGGCUGUUGCGCCCGCGCGCGGACGACCCGCACGUGCGCGCGUACGCGCAGCACCUGACGUCGAUGCAGGAGCAGACGCUCACCUCCGUCGGUGUCGCGGCGAGCAGUAUGGUGUACAGCUACGGUUUUGCCGCCAACUCCUUCUGCGCGGAGCUUACCCGCUCUCAGGCGCAGCAGCUGCGCGCGCAGCCCGGGGUGGGGCGCGUGGCGCGCGGGCGCAAGGUGCGCGCAUUCACGACGUACUCCCCGAAAUUCCUCAAGCUCGGCGCCGCCAAGGGCGCGUGGGAGGCGAACGGGGGGAAGAUGAACGCGGGGGAGGGCGUGGUGGUCGGAAUAAUUGACUCAGGAAUCUGGCCUGAGCACCCGUCGUUCGCGAAUCAGGGCUACGGGGCCCCGCCCAAGCACUGGAAGGGGGCAUGCCCGGGAUUGAAGAAAUGCAACGGCAAGGUGGUCGGCGCGCGCUACUUCCUCUCGGCGUACGAGCGCGAGUACGGAAAGCUGGAGCGCGGCGAGUACCGAUCUGCACGCGAUGCUGGGGGGCACGGCACCUGGUGCGCUGGAGCUGCAGUCGGCAACAGCGGGGUGGUGCUGACAGAGCAGGACGGCACGCCCAUCGGGUCGGCCAGUGGCAUGGCGCCACGUGGCAGGGUGGCGGUGUACAAGGCGCUGUGGUACAACGCAUCGGAGGGGUACGGCCACGACUGCGACAUCUUUGCAGCCGUUGAUCAGGCUGUGGCGGACGGCGUGGAUGUGCUCUCCAUGAGCAUCGGAUCGGGCGAAGACACCUACUUUGGGGAUCUUCCCUUGCUGCGUGCUGCAGAGGCGGGCGUCUUUGUGACCCUAGCGGCGGGCAAUGCGGGGCUACCAGGCAUGGGCGGCACGUACCGCAGCAUCAGCAACACGUCGCCCUUCUACCUCACCGUCGCCGCCAGCACCACGGACCACGACGCCGCGCUGCUGCUCCGAGCCCGCUCGGCCGCUACAACCGCCGCUACAGCCGCGGCUUACGGAGCAACAGAUGGUUCUGAAAAUAACUCAUCCUACACAGCACGCGCCACGUCAUCAGGAUCCAAUCGCGGAUUAAUCUCCCAUAGCUAUCGACCCUUCCAAGCUGUCUACGAAGCGCCUGUCAUCGCGCCGUUCUCCUCCGCGGGACCUCCGCUGAACCCCUCCCGACCGCUUCCCGCCACGCUGCAAGUCACUAACGACAUCCUUAAACCGGAUGUUACUGCGCCAGGAGUGGACUUAGUAGCUGCUGCUCCUGGCGGCACGGCUCGAGACGCGUGGUACAACAUGAAGAGCGGCACGUCAAUGUCGACUCCCCACUUAGCGGGAAUCGCGGCGUUGCUGAUUCAGAAAUACCCCAGCUGGCGACCCGCGGCUAUAAAAUCGGCGAUCAUGACGACGGCCUAUCGCAUGAACAAUCGCGGAGGCGCCUUGCGAACGUUUAUGGGGUCGCCGGCGACUCCGUGGUUUUUCGGAUCUGGGCACGUGAACACUUCGGCGAUGCUUGAUCCUGGGCUGGUUUACGACGUCGGGCAGGGGGCUUACGCGAAUUUUCUGGCGGGUGUGAACCUGCCCGCUGCGAAAAAGGCGUUUCCAACGAGACGGCUUUCGCCAAUCAAGCCAUGGGAUCUGAACCAGCCCAACAUCUGCGUUUCGCGGCUGACGAACACCGUCACAGUUACCCGGUCGGUCACCAGUGUUACAGGAAAGCCAAGGACGUAUCAAGUGCAGGUGUCGAACCCUGCGAACGUGGACGUCCAGGUUACACCGUCGCAGUUCACGAUAUUGCCUAAACAAACGGUAACAUUCAAGGUGAAGCUGACUCCUAAAAAGAGCACAAGACAGUUUUCAUUUGGGCAACUAGUGUGGUCAGAUGGGAGGCAUAGAGUUAAAUCUAUCUUAGCAGUGCAACCCAUGGCUGCAUUGUGAGUAGUAGUUUUGCUAGAUUCUGUCACCACCUCAUCCUGUUUGAUUGACUGCACCACCCUCACAUUACAAUAU